AUGCCAGCCCUCAGCCCACAGUCACUGGCCCCUUUCCUCUGCCUGGAGAGUGUGUGUCAGUGCAAGCAGUACGUCUCUGCUGAGGAGCUCUGUGACCAGCUGUGCCUGCUGAGAGCCCCACGCAUCUCCCUGGCAUUUGGCACCGACAGGGAGCUGCUCCUGAGGAUGGGUGAAGGAGAAGUGAGGGAAGUGGCAAAUGUCCUGGGCCCAGAUGAGCACGUGCAGAACAGCCAGAGGGUGCAUUUGGUCCUGUUCAGCCCCAGUGGAGUCCUGGGUUUCAUUGUCUCCAGCACAGAUGUUCUGGAUGCGUUUCUCAUGGGAGAUUUCCCAUCAAAUCAGCUGCUGCAGAAAGGUCAUCGAUUCCAGAGGAGUUCCUCCAAAGAUCCCCAGGCCUUGCCCCUGGUUCCCAACCCUGUGGUGUGUUUGGAAGCAGGAGACACGAUCCUUUUCCAGCUCAGCAUCAAUUCCCAGGAUCGUGCAUCCAGCCAUUACCCUGUUUAUCAGAAGCAGCAUCUCUACAACAGCAACCCCAGCUGGGAUUUUGGACCCUUCCGAAGGCUAAACCACCUCAUCCAGGAGACUCACCUCAACCUCUCCUGGUUUGCCCAUGUUUUCCUGGAGUCUGGCACAUAUGUUUUCAGGGAUAACACUGUCCAGGAGCACUUCCUGAUUGUGACUGUGAAUGAAGCCAACGUGAGCUGUGACGCCAGAGCUGUGCCCUUCCAGCCCUCCUCUCUGUUCCAGCUGGCCAGACAUGGGGUUUUGAAGCAACAGGAUCUGAACUUGGCUCCCAACUGGGCUGCUAUCACAGCCCUCCUCUUUGUUCUGGGCUCCCUCACCGUGGUGCUGACAACCCUGGCCAUAGUGUUCCAGCCUGCUGGCCCUGCCAGCAGCCCCCUGAAGGGCUGGAAGCCACGCUGGAGGAGCCUGGGUGAGCCACACAUCCCACCAGAAUAUAUCCUCCUUAAGGACAGCCUUCAGUUUUAUCAGAUGCUUGGUCCUCGAGGCUCUGGAGGAGAUGCUGCUUCUGGAGAAAAAGGAACAGCCCCCAGUGCAGGAGAGCCCUUGGCACGGAGGGUCCUGGAGGAUUUCAGCGUCCGCACCCUCUAUGACAAGCUGGAGGAUCAGAACCUGCACGUGGCAGCUCAGCUGGCAAAGCACAGGAUGGACGUGCUGGGGUUCUACAACGGGAUCAGCCACAGGAUUCAAAGCCUUGUGGACAUGGUGCAAGCACUGGACCCUGAUGCCCUGAAAAUCUUUGCCAGGCAAAGGAUUUGUGGGCACAAACCUGCAGACAGCAGCGGGGCAGCAGAGGGUGAUGAACAGGGUGAUGAACACUGUGGGAACACCUUCCAGCCAGGUUCAUCAGGUGCUCCAUGGCAGGAGGUGAGAGAGUUAAUGAAAGCUCUGGAAGUGCUGCUUGGGAAUGCUCUGUGCAGGAAUGGAGCUGGGAAGGGAGAGAAGGAGCACAAGGUCCAAGCACAGGAUGCAGUGCAGGUUGUGCCCUCCCUGGGCAGCCUGGCCAGUGACAGGAAAUCAGGAGUGCAAGGGCAGGAUCACGAGCUGCCUCAGCAGUGGAAGCUCUUCAGCAGGAAGGAUGCUUUUUUCAGCUUCCCUGGGCAUGAAGAGCGUGGUUUAGAUCUCCAGUUGCCUUACCUGACUGAAUUGGAGGUGGAGGGCCUGGUAGCAGCUUCCCCCCUUGCCAAGACCCUGUGUGAGAUCAAGCAAGCCUUGGUGAACCUGCAGGAACCUUCAGACCCUGAUAAUCCAGACAGCGACCACCAAACCAGCGUGGGGAGCUCAGCCCUCCUCUGAGCUGCUGGGGCUGCAAACAGGGCUGGAGCUCUGCUGCUGGGAUGGAGAGGAGCUGCCCUGCUCACAGAAUUGAAGGGACAGAAGCAGAAGCAUUUCAUCUCCUGCACAGUACAAUAGCCACCAGCUCACUUCCUUGAGGAACCUUAUCCCUGGCAGUGGCUGAAGGUGGACUGUGUGUGUCUGAGGACAGAGCUGCUUUACCUGAAAUAUCAGAAUGGAUUCGUAUCUAAUUAAGGAUGUAUUUAGUCAAAUACAUAAUGGGUAAUCCAUAUUCUGUUUGCUUAACCUUGAAAUGCUUUCACACUGCUCUUGGAUUAUCAAUAAUUUGUGGUCUGGAGAAGGAAGCUGAGCUUCUUGAUGUCACUGAUUUUAGAGUUCUCACUGUUAAGUCAGUGAAGCAGAAAACAUAAGACCACAGGUGGCAUAACUCCCCCAAUUUAUCAGUGUAUUCUGUACAGCUUUUGUGAUCUCUGAUAUGAAGGAUGUUUGUGACUUUUUCAAGUAUUUUAGAGCCACACUUUUAAGCCUUGCCCAUCCAUGUUUUCAGUACACUCAUGCUGAUCCCAGUGAGUUCUACUGACAGACACCCUCAGGGUCUCUACAGAUGUGAUUUUUCUGAGCAAAGAAGCCAGUUAAAUUAUUCCUGUAGUGGUGACUGCAGGGAUCUGUGCAGCUGCUGGACUCCAGUGCUGGGAGCCUGAAAUUAAACUGCAAACAUCCUUCCUCCCAUUCUGCUUCUGCUGACCUGUCUCUGUGAGGGCAGGAGAGCCUGGCUGUGAGGGGAGCACUGUUUCUGGGCAACAGGAGCAGCAUCACCUGCUCCAUCCUCACAAUAUUCCUCAGCUCCGGGUGAAGUGCAGCAACACAAGGUUUGCUGACUGUGAGCCAGCCCAGUGCCCUGGCAACCCCCCCCAGGUGGGAUUGAGCUCCCAGAGCAAAGCCUGCUCUCCUCUCACUGCAAUAUUUACUGACUUGCUUGUGUGUGGAGAGGUUUGUGAGCCUGCUCCUUCCUGGUUCCUCGACACAGACCCGUGUUUGCUCCUUCUGCCUUUGCAUAACCAGGGGGGGUGUGAAGAGAGGGACACCUGGUUGCCCAGGAGGCCAGACAGAAGCUCUCAGGUUUGCUUCCACUGGCAGGUGUGUCUGGUGGACCCAGAGGAGCUGCAGGGGGGGGUUUUUUUUGGCCCUCAUCGACUCAUUUUGCUGGUUCCACGUUUUCUGAGCUCGCUCCCAAACACAAAAGGUUUGUUUCAGUUCCUUUGCAGCUUCACCUUGGGAGAAUUUAGGUACUUUACUGACACUUGGGAGGGACUUCCAGAAAAUACAAACAAUGCAGGGCACCUGUACGUCACUGUGGUUGCCUGUUGUGGAAUAUAGUAGUGGGAAAAAAACCCCUGUUGUUGCUCUCUUCACUGCUUUCUAUUUUAGGUUAUCAGCAGAUAUGCUUAUAACAGUCCUACAUGGAGGUAAGAGCCUGCAGUGCUUGCUGUCUCUGAUAUCCACAGGGAAACGUGGUACCCAGCAGGUGAUAAAGUUAUCUCUGGGAUUUGGGGUUGUAUUUGUAAAAG
Lepidothrix coronata (blue-crowned manakin) is the source of this 3383-nucleotide messenger RNA. RefSeq lists its product as uncharacterized. The coding region runs from base 1 to 1815 and encodes 604 amino acids. NCBI's taxonomy places the organism in Eukaryota, Metazoa, Chordata, Aves, Passeriformes, Pipridae. The transcript is spliced from 14 exons. The record is from RefSeq and is a predicted model, not a curated record.